Paracoccidioides brasiliensis Pb18 is the source of this 345-nucleotide messenger RNA. RefSeq lists its product as uncharacterized. The transcript has a single exon. Bases 1 to 345 code for a protein of 114 amino acids. The record is from RefSeq and is a predicted model, not a curated record.
AUGGACUUUACAGGGAGAGGAUGCAGCCUACAGCCUGCGCUCGUGGACAAGGGAUGGAAAUAUAUGGCGUCUGAUCUAGCACAUCUAUUCGAGCGCCUCCAAAAGGCAAAAGGAAACUUCAGGUACGACCACCAGCAGAUGCUAGUAUCCUGGUCAUUCCAAAGGCCAACAGACGUUGAAAUCCAGAAUGUCAGGAAAUGGAACGUCAACAUCUGGAAAGCUGUAUUUAAUCUCAUUGACACAUCGCACAAACGACCCCGCCGGCGAGUGUCCCCCCUCCCUUUGGCGGCACGCCAGUCAGAGCUGUUGGGCAUGGUUGCCCGCGCAGCCGCCCCAACCGUAUAG